UAAAACUGUAUAAUCACCAUCAAACAACAGCAGAAAAUCUUUGAUUGAUUAAUUGAUUCAUUUUUUGUUUAAAAUUUUCUGUUGAAUAUACUUGUCAUCCAAUAAAAUAACUAAGGAGAAAAAAAUGGCUGAAAUUUUCGAUAAAAUAAUGACUGAAAUUGAAAAAUUUCUUUCUCAACCUGGUACAAAAGUAAAUACCUAUAUGGAAAUGAUUGAAAAAUCAACUGGUAUCAAACGAAUGUACAUUGCUAAAGGUGUCUUGGUUUUCUUGAUGAUUUACAUGAUUUUCGGUUAUUUUGCCCAAUUGAUUUGUAAUUUUGUUGGUUUCUUAUAUCCAGCCUAUGUUUCGAUCAAAGCAUUAGAAAGUCGUAAUAAAGAUGAUGAUACACGUUGGCUAACCUAUUGGGUUGUAUUUGCCUUUUUCUCCGUUAUUGAAUUCUUUUCCGAUUUUAUAUUUAGCUGGUUUCCAUUCUAUUGGCUUGCUAAGGUAGUAUUCCUUGUAUGGUGUUAUUUACCAUUGGAAAGAAAUGGUUCCGAUUAUGUAUACACUAAAUUUAUACGACCAUUUUUUCUUCAAAAUAAUUCGGGCAUCGAUAAUAUAGCUAAACGUCUUGUGAAAGAAGCAAAAGAUGCCAUUUCAUCAAAAAAUGAAUGAACGUAUCUCUAAAACAAAUUCAUAAUUCCAUUUGAUCAGG
Dermatophagoides pteronyssinus (European house dust mite) is the source of this 695-nucleotide messenger RNA. RefSeq names its product receptor expression-enhancing protein 5-like. The record is from RefSeq and is a predicted model, not a curated record. Lineage: Eukaryota; Metazoa; Arthropoda; Arachnida; Sarcoptiformes; Pyroglyphidae.